This is a messenger RNA of Neogale vison (American mink), 4484 nucleotides long. RefSeq names its product coiled-coil domain containing 157 (gene CCDC157). The transcript has 13 exons. Lineage: Eukaryota; Metazoa; Chordata; Mammalia; Carnivora; Mustelidae. The record is from RefSeq and is a predicted model, not a curated record. The coding region runs from base 647 to 2806 and encodes 719 amino acids.
UGCGUCAAAGCAGCUCCCCGCACGGAGGACACGACAAGCUCCCAAGAUGGCGGCGGCCGACAGAGUCGUCGCGGAGGAGGGGAGGCUGACGCACUUCCGGGACUACCCCUUCUUCGUGAUGCAACUUCCUGCCCCCUCCCUGGAGCCUUCUGCGCGAGACGCCGUUGCCAUGGCAGCGCUCUAGGCACCGGGCUAGGAUUUGUGGGGGAUGCCCUGAGGCGCUGGCGCGCCGCGGGCAGUUCCAAGAGCCCACCAGACCGAAAGGGCUGAGGCUGCGACGCAGGAGACUGGGGAGACGUUCUAUACCACUCGCCGGACGCUCUCCGCACACACCCCACGGCCCUGGCCCCCUUCUUUACUCCAAAGUGCUGCCCUAGAAGCAUCAUGGCUUGAAGACAGAGCAGAGAUGUUGGACUCAAGAACCCUAGCUCCCUGAGUGACCUUGGCUUCAUCCCCUAAUUUCCAGAGCCUCAGGUUCCUCGUCUGUAUAAAGGAGGCAGAUUCAGGAAGUAGUGCACGGGACUGAAGAGCGACUCCAGGCCAGCCCUGCACUGGAGACAGGAAACCAGGCAUCUGGGUGAGCCUCUGACCUGAGUCCCAGAGCCCACAGGCCAGACAUCCAGCCUCACAGGCAGGAGCCACGAGGAUGGCCCACCUGCUGGGCAGCCAGUCCUGCAUGGACAGUCUACGUAAGGACCUUACCGACCUGCAGGGCGCCAUCGUGGAUGUGUUCUCUCGUGCCGGACCCGUGCGCUUCCCCUCCUGGAAGUUCCCUGAUCGUGUGGCCUGCGACCUGGACAUGGUGGCCCUGUUAGAGCAUUAUGACCACGUGCCAGGUGACCCCGAGUUCACGCAGCUGUCCCAUGCUGUUCUGCUGGAGCUGGUCAUCGACAGGCUCCUGCUGCUGCUUCAGAGCUGCACGAGCUACUUGGAGAACCUCGGUUCAGAGCAGACAGUGCCUGCUACCCGGGCUGUGGGGCCCUGCAUGUCUGUGGGGCUCACGGUGCGACGCUUCUGGAACAGCCUGUUGAGGCUGGGCAUGAUCUACCAGCAGGCAGCCCCCCAGAAAAGAGUAAACCAAGGGGAGAACCUCACCUCCAAGCCCACCGCCAAGGGCGAGCCAGCCAGGAGCCCUGAGCUUGUGACUGCCAAGUUCCUCAAACCCCCCUCCCCAACACCACGCUUGUCCCAGACCUGCCAAGAGCCGGAGAGCCUCCCCAUCAGAGUCUCCCCACAGUGUCCAGCCAGCACUUCCAAGAACAGCAGGAGUAUUCACUCCCAGACGGUGGAGACAGCCCUUGUGCCCUGUGAUGCAUGCACCAGCGUCCAAAGCAGCCUGCGGGAGGUGGGCAAGGCGGUCAUCAGCCUGUGUCAGAGCCAGAACCUGCCCUCAUCCUUAGGCCAGUUCCAGCAGCUGGUGCGGGACAGCAUGGGCCUCAGGCCGCUGCCAGCCGCCACCAUGGGCCACUGGGCAGCCGAGCAGAGCAAAGACCUGACACGCCUCACUAAGCACAUGGGGGCCCUCACUCAGCUGGUCGGGCCGCUCAGAGCCCAGCUGGAGGAGACCGAGGGACAGAAGGACGGACUGCAAAAGCAGGUGGGCCAGCUGGAGCAGGCACUGCAGCAGGAGCAGGGGGAGCGGCAGCGACAGGCGGAGGAGGCCACACAGCAACUGGCGGAGUGGGAGUGCCACAGGCAGCAGCUGCUCACAGAAACAAGUGACCUCAAGACGAAGGUGGCCACCCUAGAGGGGGAGCUGAAGCAGCAACAGGAGGCCAUGCAGGCCUUGGAGACGAAGGCGCGGCAGUUUCAGGAGGAGGCUGAGCGCAGGGCAGAGGCUGAGAGGCAGGUGCAGCAGCUGGAGGAUCAGGUGCAGCUGCUGGCCGGGCGGCUGGACGGGGCCAGCCAGCAGAUCCGCUGGGCCAGCACCGAGCUGGACAAGGAGAAGGCCCGUGUUGACAGCAUGGUCCGCCACCAGGAGUCCCUGCAGUCCAAACAGCGAGCCCUGCUACAGCAGCUGGACAACCUGGACCAAGAGCGUGAGGAGCUUCGGGGCAGCCUGGAUGAGGCCGAGGCCCAGCGGGCCCAGGUGGAGGAGCAGCUGCAGAGCUUACAGAGCGAGAGGGAGCUGGGGCAGAGCCAGCUCCUGGCCCAGCAGGAGCUGCUGCAGAGCCUGCAACAGGAGAAGCAAGGCCUGGAGCAGGCCACGACGGAUCUGCGGCUGACCAUAUCAGAGCUGGAACGUGAGCUCACAGAGCUGAGGGAGCGGGAGCGGCUGCUGGUGGCCUUCCCAGACCUGCACAGACCCAUCAAGGCCCAGAUCCCAAGCUCCGGCAAUGUUACUGAUGACAUGGAGAGGCAGGUACAGGCCAACAACAUCCGCAUCCAGGUCCUACAGGAGGAGAAUGGGCGGCUCCAGUCUAUGCUGUCCAAAAUCCGGGAGGUAGCCCAGCAGGGAAGCCUGAAGCUGAUUCCACAGGACCAGCUUUGGGCCCCUCCCAGCCAAGGAAUCCAGAGAACAGUGCCCCCAGCCCAGGCCCAGAAUGCUUCUCCAGGGCCCCUGGGCAGGCGGCACCUGCCUAGCAGCAGGACAGCCAGCAUGGGCAGGACCCUCCCAUGCCAGCUCCGGGAAUCCCCACCUCAGCAGUCCUGCAGUCGGCCUGGCAGGUCCUCCCUGGAGGACAUGACCCAUUCAACCAACUGUGCUCAGAACCCCAUCCGGGCCUUGGCCAGGCUGAGGAGGAGACUGUCACCAGGCCAGAGCCCGGCCAGCCCUGCAUACCAGCCCCAGGAGCGGCCCAUGUAGCCUGCCGUGUGGUGGGGCUGGAGGGCAUGUGGCUGGCAACCCGUUCCAUGUAAUAAAGCCCCUGCCAUCUGCCCACAGCACCCUUGGCCUCACAGCACUGGCUGAGUCAGAGGCAGAGUCCUUCCUCCCCCAUUCUGGGUGGGGACCACUGAGUCCCCAGCCAUGUAGGUCGUCUGCUGGCAGAAGCCUAGCACACUGUCCUGACAGGACAGUGGGAAAAGAGGGCACACAAAGGACAGCAAGAAGCUUUGCACCUGGGCCAGGUGAAAGGUAGUCUUUUGAUCCCCAGAGCAAGCACAAAAGGUUGACAGACUCAGUGACCCUACCCAUGGAGCGUAGUAGAGUCAGGGUAGGGGUAGGUCAGGGAAGGAGAGCAGCUGCCAAGGUAGGCCUGGUGAGGAAGGAGUCAGAGAAGGGGUUCCUGGCUCUAGGGCCUCCUACCCCCAGCUCUGAACCCAGGAUGGGGACAUUAAGGACCCAAAAAAGUCCGUUAUCCUUUUUACUAAGAAACUCUUCACCUUCAGGAAAUGUGAGUCAAAAGGAUUUCUCUAAAUCUGGGAGGUUGGAUCCCUAGAAGGCAGGGCAAGGCCUCACCUAACCCGACAGCAGGACCCCCAGCAAGCCCUGGAUUUCCCAGGCCUGUCUCUUGGGCCCUGGCACUCGUGCCACCCAGCCAUGCUGGGCCCACAGUCCAGUUCUCUCCACGAAGCCUCCAGCCUGCCCUGGGUCAGGCUCUAAGGCCUUGCUGAGGACUUCUCAGAGUGGGCACUCCCAGCUUCCUGUGACAUCUUCCCCAGGAGAGGAGGCCAGCAGGGAGAGUGCCUCAGUUUACAAGAAAGGCCAAGAGGGGCCAUGUGUGUAGCUAAAUGGGCAUGGCCGCUACCUGCCCAACUCCAGCUUCUGUGGAGCCUGGCGUUGUGGAGGGAGGCUGGGAUGCCCUGGCCCUCACGGGCGAAAGCCAGCCCUUGGGGUGGGGUCUCUGAGGCAAGACACGUGGGUCCAAGUCCAGGGUAGGACCAAUCACAGCUCAUCUCCCCUCUGCUCACAGUUCUGGAGGUCAGGAGUUCAGGCCCUGUAUCUGGGUUUUCUGUUCAGAAUCUUAGAAGACUCACGUCAAAGUAUCUGCCAGGUUACAUUCUUUUCCGACAGCUCUGGGAAAGGACCCACUCCCAGGCUCAUUCUGACCGCUGGCAGAAUUCCGAUCCUUGCAGCUGUAGGACUGAGGUCCAUCUCCCCAAUGGCUGCUGUCAGCAGGGGCCACUCUUAGCACUCAGAAGUGUCUGCCUUCCUUGCCACGUGGCCCCCUCCAUCUUCAAGUCAGCAACAGAGAAUUUCUCACACACUGAAUGCCCUUCUUGCUUCAACUUUCUGACUUCCUAUUCUUCCACUGGGCCAGUGAAAACUCUCUGCUUCUAAUGGGCUCUCAUGGUUAGGUCAGACCCUCUUGGAUACUUUCCCUAUCUUAAGAUCAACCCUGCCAUAUAACCUCAUCAUGGGGGUAAAAUCUAUUACACUCCCCAUUGCAGGUUUACAACAAGGCGUGUCCAUGAGGGCUGGGGGCAGGGUAUCUUGAAGCCUGUCUUAGAAUCCCCCCUCACAGGCAGCAGAGCCCAAGGCGACUUUUCUGUCUUAAGACAUCCACACAAAUCUGAUCUCUUUAUGUUAAAAUAUAUCCAUG